UGGAAUUAAACAUCUUUAUUAACAUCUUAUUUUUUUUUCUCUAAACUGUAGUGUGUCGUUCUAAAAAGAGUCGGCUCUUUGAAUCGACUCACUCAGAUGAGCGGAGAGAGUCGACUCGCGUAUGUUAAGCAGCUUUUUUUCUUCAUUUUGUAGAAGUAAGCGCCACCUCUACGUCGUCUUGCGGUGUAAUUUAAUAAAUUAAUCAAUAAAAUUCUGUUAUUUUCAACACCUGAGCAGUUUGUUCGGGUCAGACGCAUUUGACUCAGCUGUGUCUAUGAACCGAGAAUGAAUGAAUGAAUGAUUCGUUUGCAUAUUUUGUAAAAUGCAACACGAAGUAAUAUUAGAACAAGGUUUUCUGGAAUUUCGCGGAGAGAACAAUCACUGGUUAAAAUAUCGUACAAUUUGUCGACUGUUUGGGAAUCGACUCUUAUUGACGAGCCAACUGAUCCGAUUCAUUGAAAAGAGCCGGAUUUCUCAGCAGGUGAUUGCUGUGUGUUCCUGACAGUUUUGUGGAUCGGCUGGAGGAGCCAAUUCUGGUGCAGGAGGUGGGGUUUGUUGGGAAUAUGAGAGAACACCAUCCACCUUCUUACUGCAUGCAGCAUCUCGGAAGGUCUGGCCUUGUCCACUUCUGCUGCGAGCACGUUUUUCUCUGUAGAGUCUCAAAUUACUGAUUAAGAUGGAGAGGAACUCUGCUCCUUGGUCUAGAGACAAGACCUACAUAUUUUUGUGGACCAGUCGUCAGUUUCAGCAGGAGCAGACGGAGUGGGACGCAGUGAACCGCCUGCUGCAGCAGCACGGCUUUAAACCAGUCCGCUUCACAGAUCCCACCGAGAACAAGAGCCUGGCAGAAACGACGACACCUUCGAAUGAGCGCAUGAAAAUGAACCAAUGCCUUCUGACCAAUCACAACGCAGACCUGGUGCUGUUGGAGAGGGCGUCCUCGUCUGAGCUGCGCGUCAUGCUGAAGACGAUGCUGACGGACUCGGAGCGGAGACAAGCGCUGAUCCAGGAGCUCAUCCAGUCCAACAGCAAGUUAAAACGCAGAGCGGAGGAGCUGGAGGAUGUGCUGGCUGGGGUGAAGGUCAAAGUUCAGGGCCUGGAGGACUCCAUUAUCAGUAAAGCAGCACAGCAGCGGGGACAAUUACAGCAACUGCAGCAGGACAAGAGAGACGCCGAGAUGCACUGUGAGGCUGUGCAGCAGCAGCUCAGUGAGCAGGUGUCUCAGGUGUGUGAGCUGCAGAAGAAGCUCCAUCUCGCUGUGAAGGAGGAGGAGAAACGCACAUCUCGCCAGAACCAGGCUUUCCAGCAGUUCCUCAGUCGCUCAGCUCGAAUACACUCACCUAGUGAUCAGCUGAUCCUAGAUGUCAUCAGUGUUUAUGAAUCUCAGCUGCAGGAUAAACUGAAGAGGUGCCGCAGAUGCAGCGUGUGUAAGAACGACUCGUCUGACUCUCAGAACACCAACAUGUCAGAGUUAACCUCGUCCAGCUACAAAACCCUGCUCAAGUCAUAUCAGGAGCAGCUGAAGAAGACUAAAGUGCAGCGUGAAGCUCUGAAGUCAGAGAUUCAGCGCCUCAGACAGGACCUGGACUCCAGGCCGAGUGUGAAGGAGCUGAAGUGGUGUAAGCAGCAGGUGAGGAGGUUGGAGCGUCUUGUUCAAGACACCAACAUCAGGUCAGUACAGAUGGAGACGGCUGAAGAUCCUCCGAGUUCCAGCACUGAGACACAGCGACACAUCACAGAAAGCCAGAGAUACAUCACAGAGAUCUGCUCAGCGCUGAAGGUGCAGGACGUCGGUCACGUCGUGGCUGCUGUUAAAGCGCGCUGUAGAGAGGCUGAUUCAGCGCUCAGACUUGAGAAGGUCCUUAAUGACAUCACGGCCAUCCUGACCAAUCCGAGAGCUCCACUGGCGUUGCUGAGGGGCCCUGAUGACGCAGGCUCAAAGCUGGAGCAGAUUGUCCCUACGCUCGAGAUGUGGAGCCAACAGCUCCGCGCUCUGCCCGAUCUGCACUGCUCUGUGAGCAGGCUCGUGAAGAGGCUGCUGCCGUGGCAGCUGCAGGACGGAGCGUGUCAUCAGUCCGAGUGUGUGAAGGUGGAGGACGUGAUACUCAUGGUGGACACGCUGCUGGAUGAGACUGCCCCAGAUGACAAGGUGCUGCGCACACCCACGAAGCCCACCCUGCAGGCGAUGGUAUCUCACUUCCAGAAGCUGUUUGACGUUCCGAGUCUGCGCGGUGUUUAUCUGAGGAUGAACAAGGUUUACACUCGGCUGGCGGAGAUGAACAACGUCAUGAGGAACCUCCGCGACAUCCUGGACAUGGAUGACGGAGCGCCCCCGAGUGACGUGGUGAAUACGGUGGCGAGAAUCAUGACCCAAGGUGGUGCUUAUCAAAACCCACAUGAGCUGCUUGGAACCAGUGACAUAGACAGCAUUAUAGUGAAGUUGAGGGAACAUGAGGAAUUCUUUCCUGCAUUUCACUCGCUGGUCCUCGAGCUGCUCAACACACUGGGUACGUAUACACACAGGAACAUGAUGGAGAGUAAUUGUGUGUGUAUAAUCAUACAUAUUACAAUUCACUUUUAUGUAGUUGGCUAAUCUCUUGGGAUUUUCACACACUAAAAUAAAAUCUCCAGCUGGUUCGAUUCCCCAGACUAGCAGGAUUGACAUAAGUGCCCUUGAGCAAGGCACCUAACCUCCAACUGCUCCGGCAAGAGUGGUGGCGUACCUUGUGUCUGAUUAGCCAAAGAAAAACUGAUGUGAUCAUCAGUUCGGGCAUUGAACCCGACCAACUGAACAAGCCCCCAAAAGUAUUGGAACCGCAAGGCCAGGUUGGUUUUGCAUUCGAGUUCAAACAUCUUCAGUGUAGAGCAAAGCAGAGGGUUUGGUGUUCCAAUGCUUUUGGAGGGCCCC
Neoarius graeffei (lesser salmon catfish) is the source of this 2908-nucleotide messenger RNA. RefSeq names its product centrosomal protein 70 (gene cep70). NCBI's taxonomy places the organism in Eukaryota, Metazoa, Chordata, Actinopteri, Siluriformes, Ariidae. The record is from RefSeq and is a predicted model, not a curated record. Gene Ontology annotation, cellular component: centrosome. Bases 677 to 2593 code for a protein of 638 amino acids. The transcript is spliced from 16 exons. Gene Ontology annotation, biological process: cilium assembly; regulation of microtubule cytoskeleton organization. Gene Ontology annotation, molecular function: gamma-tubulin binding.